GUUUGGAGGUUUAAAGAUGGAGGUGUGAUAUUAAAAAAGAUAUGUUUGUGUUAAAGAGCAGAAUAUUCCAACAUAACGAAGUAUUAUUGAUAAGUGUAGUGGAAAAAUAUAUAUUUAAAAAUCAAAUAUUGUAUCGUAACACUGCCCAAACGUAUCGAAGCUACGCAACUUGAUAACGUGCCCUUCAAAUCUGUUAGUUCCUGCUUGUUAUACGUUUCUUCAUUUUUUUUACCCUUGUUCAACAAAUACCAAGGAUUUUUCUACAUAUGAAUACACAAUUUGGGCCUAACAGCAUAAACUAAAUCUUGUUAUCAUGUUGGCCCUAUUGGUAUCGCCAUGGGAACACCAGGCGAUAAAAGAACUCUGGAAAAGAUAGUCGGAACCGAGCACAACCUAGAACCGGAAACAGACACAGUACCAUCUACCGAACAACCUUCGACAUCCGCCACAUUCGAACCUUCCGAAAUGGGUGUCCUAAGUCGCUUGCCGGACUUCCACCUUCUAACGGGUCCAGCCGAACCGGUACCACACCUCAGUAACAAGCCGGAAAGUUUCCAGCAGACUUUAGAACAAGCUUCCAUCGAAGACUACUUCACCCAAACCAAGUACUACACGGGUACGAGCGAGAGUUUCGCGACGCUGUACCCUGUCGCACCACCAACUACAUUCCAGGCAUUAGAUCAACCCGGCCCCUCAGGUGUGCAAACUGUCAAAGACCGCACCGGUUCGGAAAGAGCAAAAAAGAAAAAGCAGGAGCGCGCUGGGCAUAAAAGGAACCAUCCUUGCCCAAUCUGUCACAAGAGCUUUGCGACGGGUGAAAAUUUCGACAAGCACUACCAAACUCACACGACAUCGCACUCAACGCCUCAAUUCAAAUGUGAACUAUGCAAGAAAUCGUUCAGUUCGAAGUUUAAGCUCGUCCGGCACGCUUUGAUCCAUUCCGAUAAGAAACCUUUUAGUUGUACUGUAUGUGACAGGACGUUUCACAGGAAAGAUCACUUGAAGAACCACAUCAAAGUUCACAGUCCGACGAAGAAGCUGUACGAGUGCAACAAACCUGACUGCAACAAACAGUACACCUCCAUGCUCAGUUACAAGAAGCAUUUGGCGGUUCACGCGGCGGACGAAGGCAACCUCACCUGUCAAAUAUGUUACGCAAACUUCGAGAACAAAGAUGGCAUUUUGUAUCACUUGAAAAUACACGCCGGGAGUCGGACGAUUAAGAACCCCAACGAAAAAAAGUACCUGUGUGAUUACUGCGAACGAAGGUUCUUCACGAAGAAGGACGUGAGGAGACAUCUGGUGGUCCAUACGGGAAUGCGGGAUUUUCUUUGUCAGUUCUGUCCACAGAGGUUCGGCAGGAAAGAUCACUUAGUUAGGCACAUCAAAAAGUCACAUCACCGGCAAUACUCCGAGGAAGCUUUAACGCAAAUCAAACUUGAAGUAUCGAAACCGGAAACUAUAACCACAGACGUUCCGCAGGAUAUCCCGAUAAGCGAAACAGUCUACUCCGAAGCCUCGUUUUCUUCACUGCAAGAUAUGCCUAGCACUAGCGGAGGUUGGGUCAAACCUUCGGAGGUUAAAUUGGAACAAGUUGAAGGUUCGAUAUUAGGCUCGGGCGUUUCGUUUAAAGAGGAAGACCUGGGACUGGAAGGCGUCAAAACGAUAUUUGAAGAGGAAAGUUUGAGGCCUCUAAACGAGGAUGAGUUAUUUCUUUCGUCCCAGUCUACGCCCAGCGAACUGAAACAGUUUUGCACGGAUAUGCUGAAGCAGAUCGGAGACGAACCGCCUUCAAGUAGUUCGCAGGUUCUUUUGGAACCGUCUGAACCGGAACCAGGGGAAUCCCACGAGGCUAUUAUAGUUCCAGAGGAAGAAAUUUUGGAUCCCGAGAUGUUUAGUAUUUUGGAGCAGGCUGACGAUAACAAGUUACCGUUGCCGGGGUUCAGUCAAACGUUUCAACCUCCACCGCCACCUUAGUAGUUUGCUGACUUGGAUUUUUCUGUAUUACACACCGAAAUACAAGUCUAAAAAAGGAGAGGAUAUGAAAAAGUAAGUGGUUCUAGUCUGUUGAAAACCGAGAGUCGGUAACAAUAAAUUCAGGCUUUUGAUUGGAUUUGUAAUAAAUAUACAAAUCAUUAAACUAUAGUAACAAAUUGCGGUAAGCUUAGACUCUUUAACAGGUAUAUUUUAAAUAAAAAUGUGUUCCAGCACAGUUAAAAUUAGAGAUGGAUUUUUUCCGAUAUAUCGAUAAGUAUCAAUAGUUCUCGAUAUAUCGAUAAUUAUCGGCAUACAUAUCAAUAAGUAAAAUAUGUCGAUAGGUGAAUGGCGGUACUUAUCGAUAGGUAAAAGCCAUUAUCGCCCAUCCCUAGUUAAAAUACAGGGGGUUCGAACUGUAUUCCGAAAACUUUGGCAGCAUAUUCU
Molecule: messenger RNA, 2421 nt
Organism: Sitophilus oryzae (rice weevil)
Lineage: Eukaryota; Metazoa; Arthropoda; Insecta; Coleoptera; Curculionidae
Product: zinc finger protein PLAG1-like
Exons: 2
Coding region: 337-1977 (546 amino acids)
Biological process (GO): regulation of transcription by RNA polymerase II
Cellular component (GO): nucleus
Molecular function (GO): RNA polymerase II transcription regulatory region sequence-specific DNA binding; DNA-binding transcription factor activity, RNA polymerase II-specific
Source: RefSeq, a predicted model, not a curated record